Humulus lupulus (European hop) is the source of this 1884-nucleotide messenger RNA. RefSeq names its product pentatricopeptide repeat-containing protein At3g56550. The transcript has a single exon. Lineage: Eukaryota; Viridiplantae; Streptophyta; Magnoliopsida; Rosales; Cannabaceae. Bases 48 to 1838 code for a protein of 596 amino acids. The record is from RefSeq and is a predicted model, not a curated record. Gene Ontology annotation, molecular function: zinc ion binding; RNA binding; protein binding. Gene Ontology annotation, biological process: RNA modification.
AUAUAGAAAGGGAUCAAACCGAAGUUUUGAGUGUAAGGUAGUUUUCCAUGUUAUCAUCACCAUUCGAGGCCGCCGGAACUUCAAAUACCAAAACGAAAACUAUCCUAAAUCUCCUUCAAGGAUGCCACACCAUCAAAAAGCUUCAGAAAAUCCAUGCUUGCGUUAUCACCGCCGGCCUUCUAAAUCACCCCGCCGUUUCCACCAAGCUCCUCAACUUCUGUGCCGUCUCUGUCUCGGGUUGCUUACUCUACGCUCAACUUCUCUUCUAUCAAAUUCGCAACCCCCAAACUGAUCACUGGAAUUCCAUCAUCAGGGGCUUUUCUCGCAGCUCGUCUCCUCUACAAUCCAUAUUUUUCUACAACGAGAUGGUUUCAGUCGCCGCCGGGUCUCGUCCAGACACGUACACGUUCUCGUUCGUCCUCAGAGCUUGCGAGCGAACCCCCGCGGCCGACAGCAAACGCACAGAGGUUCACGGCACUAUAAUCCGUUCUGGGUACGAUCGGGAUGUUGUCGUUUGCACGAAUUUGAUGAGGUCGUAUGCCGGGAAUGGUUUGAUUGACAAUGCACGGAAAGUGUUUGAUGAUAUGCCUGUGAGAGACUUGGUGACUUGGAAUUCUAUGAUUUCUAGCUACGCUCAAGCGGGGUUUCACCAUGAGGCUCUGAAGACGUAUGAUCUUAUGAGAAUUGCGAAUGUGGGUCUUGAUGGGUUCACACUUGUCGGCUUGCUUUCGUCUUGUGCCCAUGUUGGUGCCUUAAAUCUUGGAGUCGAAAUGCACAUAAUGGCUCGUAAAAGGGGAUUCUUGAAUAAAAAUGUUUAUGUGGGAAAUGCUCUUAUAGACAUGUAUGCUAAGUGUGGAGAUUUGGAAGCUGCUCUCUCUGUCUUUAAUGGCAUGCAGAAACGUGACAUUUUCACGUGGAACUCAAUCGUGGUUGGCUAUGGCGUCCAUGGUCGAGGGGUCCAAGCAAUCGACUUCUUUAGUCAAAUAGUAAUGGCUGGAGUCCAGCCAAACUCCAUUACAUUUCUUGGCUUGUUAUGUGGAUGUAGUCACCAAGGUUUAGUCCAAGAGGGUGUCAAGUUUUUCAACUUGAUGCUCUCAAAGUACAACAUCAAGCCUGAAAUUAAGCAUUACGGCUGCAUGGUUGAUCUACUCGGCCGAGCUGGAAAACUCAAACAGGCGCUGGAAGUAAUAAGCAGUUGCCCAUCCCAGAAUGAUCCAGUUCUCUGGCGGACUUUGCUUGGUUCUUGCAAGAUUCAUAAAAACGUGGAAAUAGGAGAAAUUGCCAUGAGGAAUCUGGUACAGCUUAGGGCCUCAAAUGCAGGGGAUUGCGUUCUCCUGGCAACAAUCUAUGGUGGAGUCAACAACACAGACGGGGUAGCGGUGAUGAGGAAAAUGAUAAAAAGCCAAGGAAUAAAAACAACCCCUGGUUGGAGCUGGAUGGAAAUUGGUGAUCAAGUUCAUAAGUUUGUUGUAAACGACAUGUCACAUCCUGAUACUAACGAAAUCUACCUGAAGUUGAGAGAAGUAAUACAAGAAGUGGCCUUGCUUGGUUAUGUGGAGGAAGAUUCGAUGUCGUUUGUGAGUUUAAAAGGUUUUAAUGGCGAAGGGUGUUGGGGAAGUGGAUCAUAUCACAGUGAGAAACUAGCUAUUGCCUUUGGGAUCUUAAGAACUCCAGUUGGGACAUGCUUGAGAAUAACAAAGAACCUGAGAGUUUGUAGAGAUUGCCAUACAUUUACUAAAUUUGUUUCAAAAGCAUUUAAUCGAGAAAUUGUGGUAAGGGAUCGAGUUCGAUUCCACCACUUUAAGGACGGGGUAUGUUCUUGUAAAGAUUAUUGGUGAGGGGUGUUACUCAAUCACGUUUAUUUGUACUGAAAGUUCUGUUUUA